Molecule: messenger RNA, 661 nt
Organism: Betta splendens (Siamese fighting fish)
Lineage: Eukaryota; Metazoa; Chordata; Actinopteri; Anabantiformes; Osphronemidae
Product: thiosulfate:glutathione sulfurtransferase-like
Exons: 4
Coding region: 137-496 (119 amino acids)
Cellular component (GO): mitochondrion
Molecular function (GO): thiosulfate-cyanide sulfurtransferase activity
Source: RefSeq, a predicted model, not a curated record
ACGAUUAGUCCCGCCUUUGGUCGGUGUCGCAGCCAAUGGUUUGCCUCUCAACAGUAUGAUAAGGAAGAGUUCAGCCUUUUAAAAGGCUGACAUUUACGCUUAUACCUGCCGCGCAACGAUCGUCUCAAGAACUAGAAUGGCGAGUACAGUGCCCCUGGACAUCUCCUAUGCCGAUCUAAAAGCACUAUUGGAAAAGAACCAGGGUGUCUUUCUGGUGGAUGUCCGCUCCAAAGAGGAAGUGGACAGAGGCCGUAUUCCUGGAUCCAUUAACAUACCUCUUGAUACAGUAGAGGCUGCUCUGAAAAUGGACCCAGCAGACUUUACACACAAGUAUGGGAUAUCUAAGCCACCACUGGAUGCCCCCCACUUGGUCUUUCACUGCCAGAUGGGCAGGAGAGGUGCAGUAGCAAGAGACAAGGCUCGUCAAUUAGGAUAUGUGAGUGCUCAGAAUUAUCCCGGAGCUUACUCUGAGUGGGCUGCGAAAACGAAAAAGUGACUGCUGUGGAGGAAAAUGUCAUUCAAACGUUCAGCCCAAUAGUGUCAGAGAAACCAACCAUGCAAAAUAAAUAUAUACAUUUUAUGGCUGUUUUUUUUAACCUUUGAUACUGGUUGCUAUAUUUAAAAUGUAUGGAUAUAUGAAAAUUAAAAAUCAUGGAAUCUG